Penicillium salamii is the source of this 678-nucleotide messenger RNA. Lineage: Eukaryota; Fungi; Ascomycota; Eurotiomycetes; Eurotiales; Aspergillaceae. The record is from the annotation of a GenBank genome assembly.
AUGUCGUACGCUCCACCUUACGGCGACCCCUACGCCCGCCCUCCUUCAGAUCGUCCUCCUUACGAUCGUCCCCCAUACGACCCUUAUGGCCGCCCUCCCGCGGACCCAUAUGCUCGACCUCCCUCUGAUCGCCCCUAUGAGCAGCCCCCGUAUGAUGGCGGCCGCCCAGCAUACGACCGCAGCCCCUACAGUGCCCCUCCACCUCUGGCGCGACCCCCGCCAGGACCCCCACCUCCUCUGCCCCAGGGUUGGGUGCAGGAAUGGGAGCCCAGUGCGCGCCGCGCUUUCUGGGUAGAGCAAUCCACUGGCCGCUCCCAAUGGGAACAGCCUUCUUACCAGCCUGCCUACGCUGGCUACGAUGAUGGCUCGCGCAGUGUGCCUCCUCCCGGCCCUCCCCAGGGCGGCUACUAUGCGCCACCUCCUGGUCCGCCUCCCGUUCCCUACGACAACCGCCCCGAUUACUACCAAUCCCAGGAGCAGGCUCCUGAGAAGAAGAGCAGCAACGCUGGAAAGUACCUUGCUGCUGGUGCCGCUGGUUUGGCUGUCGGUGGUCUUGCUGGUGCUUUCAUUGAACACGAGCGUGACGAGGACUCUGAGAAGUCUGACCUCGAAGAGGCAUAUGAAGAAGGUCGUCGCGACGAGGCCUAUGAGGAUGAUGGCGGUGGUUUCUUCGACUAA